UCAAAACGUUUAAUAAGGUUCAGCGUAUGGCGCCCCGCCGCACCGAACACAGAUAUCAGGAGGAGAGUUGCCCUAGGUUUAACCCUAACCCGUAGGAAAGGAAGAAGACCCUGCCUCUCGAUCUUGGCAGACGGUAGCGAUCAGAGGAGUAGGAACAAGAAGAACCCCUCGCCCUCUCCAGAUUUGGGGGCCGACGGGCAAAGGUAUUGUGUUGCAGCAGCGGCGGUCUGGACGAUAGGAAUGCAGGGCUCGCUUGCUCCCACAGAUCCAGUUGGUGUUACAUCGGACGACCAUGGUGAACAACCUGACAAAAAGAUUGUCCAUGCCUUCAACGACGGAGAAAUCGAAGGCCUCCAUUGGAGUGAUGCUGAGCUCAGAGAACAGAUCCACGUUUAUUUGGACAAGUUGAACUUUACACUCCCUGAUGAAGAUGACGAUUUUUGGUCUAUCUACCAUGAUCAAGAACUUGUAAAGCUCAAUGAACGGCUUGCCCUGCACCGGAUCAGAGCUCACAAGAUAUCAGAGGGAGCACUGCUUGAGGAACUGGUGGAUGCAAAGUUGAUUCAGGAGUACCCUCCAGCCAUUCUUGAGGACGAGGAAUACUUUCAGUGGUAUGAGAAAGAUUUUGAAUGGUACUUUGAUCCCAACUGCUGCAGAUUUGUUGGCUUCCAGGACUACCAGCGCCUAGUCCUUCGUGAUGAUAGACAGUAUCUACGCUGGGGCGAGUAUCAUAAAACUUACAUGACAUACCAAGGUGACCAAGAAUACGUCAAGUUUUAUGAAACGGUAUCAAGUGAAACUAAGUGGCUUGAAAAUUUCGUGGAUGCCAGCAUGAAUGAGUGGCUAAGGUACGAGACGUUGGCAAUGUAUAAAGCAAUGAAAAUCGCAGCAGGCUGCAACAAUAUUCUUCCAACUUUGAUUCACACUGGGUUCAAUGAAUAUCUGUGGGAUGUUAAGUGUAAUGGUACAUAUGAUGAUUAUGCUAGUCUCUAUUUAGAGAUUUGGAAACGGGUUGCUAAGGAAAAGAUGAGUUUUCUAAGUGCUGUGAAAGAAAUACAUGAUCAAGACAUGUGUUCCCCAUGCCUUAUCCAAAUGAAAAUUGAGCUUGGUUGUGCCCCAACAUCUGGUGGGCUGAGAACAAAUUACGAUAGAUAUCUGGCUGAUCUUGAUGGAGAGGUUGAACAAAAUGAAGCCCAUUCAAUAAUCCUGGAGGCGGUUAAAAAAUUUGUUCCAAAACAAAAGACAUAUUAUGAUUAUGUCAUAAAGAAGUUGGAUAUUGCAAGAAAAAACGGUGUAAUACCCCUGUAAAGUAUGCACAAUUAUUUUUACACACGGAUAUUAU
This is a messenger RNA of Sorghum bicolor (sorghum), 1342 nucleotides long. RefSeq lists its product as uncharacterized. The record is from RefSeq and is a predicted model, not a curated record. NCBI's taxonomy places the organism in Eukaryota, Viridiplantae, Streptophyta, Magnoliopsida, Poales, Poaceae. Bases 241 to 1308 code for a protein of 355 amino acids. The transcript has 10 exons.